This is a messenger RNA of Galleria mellonella (greater wax moth), 630 nucleotides long. Its product is annotated as ATP synthase subunit g, mitochondrial-like. Bases 97 to 507 code for a protein of 136 amino acids. Gene Ontology annotation, molecular function: proton transmembrane transporter activity. The transcript is spliced from 4 exons. NCBI's taxonomy places the organism in Eukaryota, Metazoa, Arthropoda, Insecta, Lepidoptera, Pyralidae. Gene Ontology annotation, biological process: proton motive force-driven ATP synthesis. The record is from RefSeq and is a predicted model, not a curated record.
UUUGUCAUUGAUGUCAAAGAAACUAGAAAAUAUUACACUCCUAUUGUAAUAGUUUUAUAUUAAGACUUUAAAUUAAACAGCAAGUUUGUAUAAAACAUGGCGACAAAUACAAAUAAUGUCAAGUUUUUGACUAACCUUAUAAGAUCUAGAUUCUCAACUUUUCUUAAUAUAACCGAAGUUUACAAGCCUACUCUGACAAGAAAUAAUGAAAAGAUCAUGAAUUUAAUAAAAGAAAAAACUGCACAAGCAUCUAAAUCUGAAUUGGUUAAAAAGAUUAGAGUAGCCAAGGAAUAUUAUAGAUUGGAAAUGGCUCCACCUACUGCUAAUGAAAUGCAGAAAUUACAAGCUGACUUAGCUCUGGUGAAAGAAUUUAUUCAAUCAGGUUGCUACAAAUUCCUUACGGUAAAGCAGGCGUGGCUGCUGUUCCUUGUUGGUACUGAAGUGGCUUUAUGGUUUUAUUUGGGUGAAACUAUUGGGAAAAUGCACAUUGUGGGCUACAAAGUAUAAAACUAAAUGGCACUACUUAUUUUCUUUUUACAACAAUUAUAUAUACUGCUAAAGAAACAUAGUAGACAAAGGCCUGAAGAAAUUGUUAAAAACUUGUUUCAAAUUAAAUUAAUUUUUAUAAUA